Clupea harengus (Atlantic herring) is the source of this 1631-nucleotide messenger RNA. Its product is annotated as deoxynucleoside kinase. Gene Ontology annotation, biological process: nucleobase-containing compound metabolic process. Gene Ontology annotation, cellular component: mitochondrion; cytoplasm. NCBI's taxonomy places the organism in Eukaryota, Metazoa, Chordata, Actinopteri, Clupeiformes, Clupeidae. The record is from RefSeq and is a predicted model, not a curated record. Gene Ontology annotation, molecular function: ATP binding; deoxynucleoside kinase activity.
UUCUGGUUCCUCCAAAAUUACAGACCAUUGAUGAAGUGAAGUUAACUUAUCAAAAGAAAACUUUGUUCACACGGAUAAUGUGAACAUGUGCUAUCCAGUGACUGCAUACAUGCAGAUAACCGACAAGAGGUUUUUUCACGUUGAUUCACAGUUGUAUUUGAAAGACGUUUCAUUGGUCUUUGCCAUGGCUACACCUCCAAAGAGAAUGUGCUCCAGUCCAACGUAUAACAAUAGUUUCGAGAAAAGAAACAAAAAAAUAUCGAUCGAAGGAAACAUCGCGGCUGGGAAGUCCACUUUUGUGCGCUUGCUGGAGAGGGCUUCAGAUGAAUGGGAGGUCAUUCCAGAGCCCAUUGCUAAAUGGUGCAAUGUGCAGACAACAGAGAACGAGUGUGAGGAGCUCAGCACGUCUCAGAAAAGUGGUGGCAAUCUGCUUCAGAUGCUCUACGAUAAACCCAGCCGAUGGUCCUACACCUUUCAGACCUACGCUUGUCUCAGCCGAGUGCGCUCCCAGCUGCAGCCCCCUUCAGCCAAGCUGCGACAAGCUGAUAACCCUGUUCAGUUCUACGAGCGCUCUGUCUACAGUGAUCGGUAUGUGUUCGCUUCUAACCUAUUUGAGUCUGGGGACUUGAACGAGACAGAAUAUGCCAUUUAUCAAGACUGGCACAGUUGGCUGCUUUCGCAGUUUGAGUCUGAUAUUGAGUUAGAUGGCAUGAUUUAUCUGCGGGCAAACCCAGAGAGGUGUAUGGAGCGUUUACACACACGAGGGCGUGAAGAGGAACAGGGCAUUCCACUUGAGUAUCUGGAGAAGCUACAUUACAAGCAUGAAUGCUGGCUCUCCCACCGAACUACACAAAUGGAUUUUGAAUACCUCAAGGACAUCCCAAUUUUGGUUCUGGACGUAAAUGAAGACUUCAAAAAUGACAGAAUUAAACAGGAGGCGGUCGUAGAUAAGGUCAAGGAGUUUUUGAACACGAUGUGAAAUCUGAACAGCUCUGCAGACAUAAUCCUUUACUGACUGGGGCUUGAUGGCCACCAGCUCUCCACCUUCACCAUCACAGUGUUUACAACAAAUAUCCAAAAGCUGGUUAACAUAUUAUGUCCACUCCCUGCAAAUGGUCAGCGAAUGAACCUCAGCAUUAACUGUUACAAGUAUCUUGGUCAUGUGGGACAAAAAAAGACAUCCAGAGUUUUAAAUGACUUGUAGUUAGGCACUAACCAAUAGAAAGACAUUUUUAACAGUUUGGUGUGCACUAUUUAUAUUACAAAUAUUUUUUCAGCAGGGAUUGUGUCGUUGUGUCGAGCUGGUCAAUUAGGGUGUCACCAGAGGGGGGCCGUGAACUGCAUCGCUAGUAUAUGAUCAAGCUUUUGAUGCAUUAAGAUUUUUUACCUUCCAGAUGUCGAACCAGGGGGUCACUUGUUGACUUUUAUCUUUACAUUUCAUGGGAAAUUAACUGUUGCACAUGAUGGAUUACAGCAAAUCCAAAAGUCAGUUCAGUCUACUCUAAUUUUCUCUCUUACUUCCACUGCAUGAAAUGUGAGGCAGAGUACUGUGUAUAUUUUUGUGUUUUUGAGAUUUGAAUCUGUAUAUAUAAUUUUUAUCCACUCAAUAAAAAAAGUGUCUAGCUCUAUCA